Molecule: messenger RNA, 1201 nt
Organism: Scomber scombrus (Atlantic mackerel)
Lineage: Eukaryota; Metazoa; Chordata; Actinopteri; Scombriformes; Scombridae
Gene: hddc2
Product: HD domain containing 2
Exons: 6
Coding region: 25-684 (219 amino acids)
Cellular component (GO): cytoplasm
Molecular function (GO): 5'-deoxynucleotidase activity
Source: RefSeq, a predicted model, not a curated record
CUGUGUCCGGGUCGUCGGGCUGCAAUGGCUGCAUCCAUGGACAAAACAACCGGCAUGAGCAAUAUGCUGCAAUUUAUGAAAUUUAUCGGCCAGCUCAAAAGGGUCCCACGGACAGGCUGGGUGUACAGGAAUGUGAAGGAACCAGAGAGCGUGUCCGACCACAUGUACCGCAUGGCUAUUAUGUCUCUGACCAUCACUGACCCCAAAGUGGACAAGGACAGGUGUAUUAAGUUGGCUCUGGUUCACGACAUGGCAGAAUGCAUUGUGGGCGAUAUUGCUCCGUCAGACAACAUCAGUAAAACAGAGAAACAUCGGCGAGAAGAGGAAGCAAUGAGACAUCUUUCAGGUCUUCUGCCAGAUGGACUCAAACAGGAGAUUUAUGGACUGUGGGAGGAAUAUGAAAGUCAGAGCAGUCCAGAGGCACGGCUGGUGAAACAGUUUGACCGUCUGGAGAUGAUCCUGCAGGCUCACGAGUAUGAAGAGCUGGAGGGAACACCUGGACGAUUGCAGGAGUUCUUUGACUCCACCAACGGUUGUUUCCACCACCCAGACGUGCUCCAGCUUGUUGACUCUUUGAACAAAGACAGGGGAUGUCACAUGACUGAUGGAAAAAAGGAUUCUGGGAACUCACAGGCGUCUGGUGGAGUAUCCUCACAGCCAAACACGGCUUCACAUACUUCCUGACUGUAACACACACAAAAACCUCUUCAGUGGAGGAAAUACUGGACUGAAACAGUGUGUGUACAAAGACGCACAGUCGCAUCACAUGACCAGGGAUGAGACAGAACAUGGAAAACUUCUGAAUUUGGGAGUUUGUUUCUCAUUUGUGAGGCAUUUGUAGCUAUUUUGAUCCGUUAUCUUUUCUGUUUUACCUCAGUGUGUUUGGCGAUGGUUGGUAUUUGCUUUAGCUGUAACACAGCACUUUGCAGAUUGACUACACUGUGUAAUGUAGUCUAAUCAAUAUUGUCCUGAAAGCACAGUAUGUAUAAUCAAUACAUUUUAACAACCAAUAAUACAAAAACUGCCAGAUAAUGUGCAAAUGCAUUAACAUGUCAAAAUGUAAUUAAAAGUCUCUAUAAAUGGAUUGAAAAUAAAAAACAUGUUUUUUCAGGUAUAUUCUGACAUGAUCACAUUAACCAGCAAUUAUUGUGCAUUAGUCUUAUUUUUAAUCGAUUAAACAUCAUUAUCUAACAUUGAGAGC